Molecule: messenger RNA, 386 nt
Organism: Drosophila albomicans
Lineage: Eukaryota; Metazoa; Arthropoda; Insecta; Diptera; Drosophilidae
Gene: Rpb12
Product: DNA-directed RNA polymerases I, II, and III subunit RPABC4
Exons: 3
Coding region: 99-272 (57 amino acids)
Biological process (GO): DNA-templated transcription
Cellular component (GO): RNA polymerase II, core complex; RNA polymerase I complex; RNA polymerase III complex
Molecular function (GO): DNA binding; DNA-directed RNA polymerase activity; zinc ion binding
Source: RefSeq, a predicted model, not a curated record
AUAUUAUUUAAUUCAGUUACGGUCACACUGCACCGCAAACACAAGUCGCACCAAACAUUACUAUUUUUAUUGAAAAUCUUAAGAUUUGUUAAGUAAAGAUGUCGGAAACAAGCUCCAAGGAGAAUGUCAAGACCGCUAUGACUUAUAUUUGCGGCGAAUGCCACCAUGAGAAUGAGAUGCGUCCUCGUGAUCCUAUACGUUGCCGUGAGUGCGGCUACCGCAUCAUGUACAAGAAGCGCACCAAGCGUCUUGUUGUGUUCGAUGCUCGUUAAACCGUUUGACUAUGGAAUGGAAAACUAAUUUAGAGUUUUAGCUUGUAAUUGAAAAAUAUAUUCUUAAAUAUAAGAGACGUGUAAUCAAUACAAUUUUGUUUUAUUCCUGUAGAA